Caenorhabditis briggsae is the source of this 1347-nucleotide messenger RNA. It is a transcript of the gene Cbr-snn-1, whose product is annotated as Protein CBR-SNN-1. Gene Ontology annotation, cellular component: synaptic vesicle membrane; synaptic vesicle. The record is from RefSeq and is a predicted model, not a curated record. The transcript is spliced from 6 exons. Gene Ontology annotation, biological process: neurotransmitter secretion. Bases 1 to 1347 code for a protein of 448 amino acids. Gene Ontology annotation, molecular function: ATP binding; metal ion binding. Lineage: Eukaryota; Metazoa; Nematoda; Chromadorea; Rhabditida; Rhabditidae.
AUGAAUUUUUUCAAGCGAAAAUUCUCAUUCUCCGAAGAUGAGGGUGAGCCGAUGGAUGAUGUCAACACUGGCCCGCCGAGCUCCUUCUCGUUUCAAUCCAUAGCCAAUAAGGUUUCAAACACGAUUAGUGCCCCAACAUCACCUGCCAAGUCCAGGGAAUCGCUUGCAGCCGCACUGGAGAGAUCACUCAAUCAUGAUAGCAUUGAUGAGCUAGAUGUGAUGUGUACUGAAAAAACGUGCUCCGUAGAGCUCAAUCAGCCAGGAAAAGACAUCCGAGUCUUCACCCCAUCCGCAGUAUUUCUGGGCGCCGGUGCUACACGAUGUGCACAGUUGAAAACGAUCAUUCGGGCAUUCAUCGCAGCACACAUUCCAUUUUUGAACUCUCACACUUCGGCGGUGGCGUUUUUAGAUAAGAAUAAUUUGAAGAAGCAACUGAAGAAGAUUACGUUGUCGGAUGGUGCUUCCAUCCCAAUGCUUCCAAUUGUGCACUAUCCGCAUUUUCACAAAUUUCACCAAUCCCAAGCAUCCACCUACCCAAUGAUAGUCUCUGUGAAUGAGGGAUUCCAAGGAAUCGGAAAAAUCAAGGUCAACAACCACGAGGAGCUUUGUGAUGUUGAAGGAAUGUUACAGAUUAUGACAAAAGGGGAUACAGAGGUUGAAGUCCAACCAUUCGUCGAUGCCAAAUACGACUUGCACAUCCAAAAAAUCGGUCAUGAGUACAAAACAUUCAUACGUCGUGGAAUAUGCAAACACUGGAAGAGCAAUGUGGGAUCAAGUGUGCUGGAACAGAUUGCCACAUGUGAGAGACACAAAAAGUACUUGAAGGCGAUUACGGACCAUGUGGGCGCGAUGCAAAUUUGCUCUAUUGACAUUUUGGUGUCAAAGGAGGGAAGAGAGUUUGUGCAUGACGUGAAUGAUGUGAUCGCCUAUUUCGGAGAAUCUGCUGAAGACGAUCGGAGAGCAGCUAGCAUGCUGCUCCGUGCCUUGGUGGCUCCAAGAGUGAAUGCCACGUCACCAACGGAAAAUGGACAUCAUGCUCCAGCUCAUCAGCAAUCUCAUCAACAGUCUCAUCAUGAAGUUACUUCCCCAACAUCAUCAGUUUCUGCAAAUGGUCAUCAUCCUGGACCACCACCUGUCAACAGACGCCUUCCUCCUCAACCACCUUCCACAUCCACUUCCUCUCAUCAUCUGCCACGUGGAUUCUCGGAUAAGAUAGAGCCGCGUCACAAGGAUCAUUACGAUCCACCACCACCGAUCCCACGUACGGCUUCUAAAGAAUCAGUGUCGUAUGUAGACGACACAAUGGAACAGCUAAAACGGACGUUUGCUGGAUUUUUUGGAGAAUAA